AUGAGUAAUAACAACAAUACAAAAUUAAGCAGUCCAAAGACCAAACAACGAGCUUCCAAAACGAUAAACAAGUCAUCAAACGAGGGAUUUCAGGAGAGCCGCAUUGGUGAACUUGCUACUGCCAAGACGCCGAUUUCUCCAGAAACCUUGAAAUCAUCAAGUGCCUGGCAACACGCUAGUCUGAUGCUGAAGCAACAACAAAUGAGCUCCACCCUCAAGUCAUCCGAAGAACGAGAUCAAGACCAAUCAUCAGAAUCCGGAAGGGCGGCGUAUGAAAGUAGUACCCAUCCAUCGUACGGCGGUUACGAUGGGGCGAGAAUGGGGACUGCAUCCUGCUGGGACUCGUUUCAAAGUAUUUUCAUGAUACCCCAAGGUUUGGCAGAAAUCAAGGCGAGUCACGCCACCACCCUGGGGGAUCCAAAUUCCAACCACAAUGCUAGUAGGAAUGCGUCGCGAACCAGCAAAUUCAGCAAUGGGCAAAUCGAACAGACCAGUAGGAGAAGUCAAGGUAGCUUGCCCAAAACAUCGCUUUCGGGAGGGUUGUGA
Cylindrotheca closterium is the source of this 546-nucleotide messenger RNA. Lineage: Eukaryota; Bacillariophyta; Bacillariophyceae; Bacillariales; Bacillariaceae. The record is from the annotation of a GenBank genome assembly.